AUGCCUGGCGACCCUCUUUUACGUCCAUAUUAUGACCAUGAUACCUUCAAUGCAGGGUAUCUGGUCAUUUUCAAACCCGGUGUGGGUCUCAUAGACACAGCUACAAAUAAACCUAUCAUCGCAUCCUUUGGACAGUCUUUAGGGAACUCCUUAGCCGGAAAGGGCAUUGGUAUCCAUACACACAGGCCGAAUGGCUCCACUGCGGCUAUUGCUAGUGGAGGCGACAAGAACUAUGUUUACGAUUUGGAGUUUCUGGAGUAUUUUGACUUUAGCAACCUUCUGGAGCUCCUCAAGAAUCUCUUCUGGAACUUCUUCAAGAACUACUGCAAGGUGGUUGUAUCGCAGCCAUUGGAGAUAGUCAGAUUAGUUCUCCAGGUGGGCUAUUUUGACUUCUCGCAGGCGCCAAAACCCAAGGAGGUCAAGAAGCACCGCAGGCUUGCUGAAAGCUUGGAGAGCUCCAACAACUCCUUGCCUGAAUUGGAGUCAAGCUCGGAGGGCGAGGAAGAGAUUGACUUCUUCCAGCUGACCAGGGAUGUAUCGUCUCCUAAGAAGAGCACGUCCUUGUCGAGCUCCAAGACAACUUCCAGACCAUCCAAGAUCCAGCCCAUCUCAAGACACACUGUUGAUAUCAUGACAGCAAUCGCAUCCAAAGAUGGCCCCUUUGCUUUAUUUCGAGGAGUCAAUGCUUCUUUCAUCCAUCAUACGUUAGCCCACACAAUCGAGGCAUGGAUCACUGGCUUCCUUUCACCUUUCCUCGGUAUCCCAGACCCCUUCUUCCUUGAUCUCACCCAUCUGACCGAGCCUGCCAAAUCUCUUUGGCUUUCAGUUCUGGCUUGUGUUCUAGCAGGUGUUGUUUUGAUGCCUCUUGACCUUAUAAAGGUGCGUUUGAUGCUUACUCAGUUCAACAGAGGCGUGCCACAGUCGGAAUCAACGAGCAGCUCCAGCUCUCCAAGUCCUUCCGUGCACGAAGAGACACAGCCCGUUGUCAACACAAGAUCUGUAAGAGAGUCUUUCAGAAACUACCCUAUCAAAUACCUCUUGCACCCACCACCCACCAUCACUUUGUUGACGGUCUUGCAUCAGUUCUCCACGACGGUCUUCAGAAAAGCUUCGCCAUACAUUUUGUUUAUACGCUACAACGUGGACGCUUACUCGGCACCCAAUUGGUACACCAUGGCCAAUCUUAUUCUACUGAUUGCAGAGCUUUUUAUCAAGCUACCGAUGGAAAACUUGUUGCGCAAGGAGCAGGUGCGCUUCUUGUUGAAGCCAAAGUCACUCGAGGAAGACAAGUACCGUGUUGUGACUAUCGACAACCCAGAUGAAGACCUUAUUGUGAAUUUCAACAGCUGGGACGCUGCUCAUGCGAAUGCCGAAAGCAGUGGCAAGCUUUCCUACUGGCAAAGAUUCAAGAUCCUUGGUCUUUUCAACGGUUGGAGAGUCGGUGUGCUCAACGUGAUCGGAUUUUGGGGCUACAACAUUCUCCGGUCCAGCGAAGUGUUGACAGAGGAAAAGUUGUAG
Molecule: messenger RNA, 1518 nt
Organism: Candidozyma duobushaemuli
Lineage: Eukaryota; Fungi; Ascomycota; Pichiomycetes; Serinales; Metschnikowiaceae
Exons: 1
Coding region: 1-1518 (505 amino acids)
Source: RefSeq, a predicted model, not a curated record